AUAAGUACUAGUUACUGCGGAUUGUUACGGUUAUGGUCCUCAAAUCCUGGUCAAGCACAGCACAACCACACAUUUAUAAGCCACAUGAAAAGAAAAAACAAAGAUACUACAAAAAAUCAGAUCCUCUUACAACAUAUAUAACACCAUAUUCCUCUUAAUUAUUUUUCAAAUCAUCUAUUUGUAUUCCUUCUUACCCUUUUCUUAUCUCAUUCAUCUUUGAAAAAACUAUUUAUCAGCAGAAUACUAGUUCACUAGCGAGCAAAGCCAUGACAACCUGUGAGAGCCUGCAACACAUCUUUGAUAACCUAUUGCCGGAAAAUCCAACACUGCUUGAAUCCCUUUCAUGGAACAAAAUUAAACCAGUAAAAUCCUUAGAGUCCUCUUCCUCCACCUGUACUGAGAUAUUUGGUGAGCUUCAUUUCAAGGAGUCAUCUCCACCCUUACCAACAACCGAGAUAAAAAACACAGAGCUCAACCAGGACAAAGACUCUGAAUCUUCUGAUAUUAAUCAAACUCCAUCUUCAGCUUCUUUUUCAGUUACUCAAAUAACAAGCCCUGCAAGCAGCAAGGACAAAAGCAGUGGCAGCUUUUCAUGGUUGAGUUCUGAAAGCAUGCAUCUUUGCACGGAGGGUCUUGGUUUCGAGAGCUCGGAUGAUGUUGAGGACUCAAAGAGUGGAAUAAAUGAAUAUUGGCAAAUUGAUCAAAACGAGAAACAUAUCGAACAUGGUUUAUCUUCAAGAGGUCAUUCUUAUGGAGAAUGUAGGAGGUCAAGGGUUAGUGAAUACCCUCCUCCCAUUUCAAGCAUAGGGAGAACAGGGAAGCCUGGGGUUUAUUUCAGGUCUUAUAGGGAUAAUGGAAGAUUUGUCCUCGAAGAGGUAAGGAUACCGACACAAGAGUUCCUUCGUGCUUAUAGAGAGGAUGGAAGGCUCAAGCUGCAGUUUGUUCACCCUCCAGAGGACGAGUUUAUGGAAGAGGAAGGAGAAGAAGAGGAUGAUACAGGAAGCAUAGAUGAUGAAAGAGAAGAUAUUGGAAAAGAAGUUGAUGAUUGUGUAACACAUCAUUCAAAUGAAGAAAAAGAGGUUGCUUGAUGGUCAAGUUACUAGUUACUCAAUCAACAAAAGGCAGAAAAAUUGUGUAAUCAAGAGAUUUUCCUCUCAAUGAAUGUACAAAAAUAAAUCUUAAUAUUUCAUAACACCCUAUUAUAUAAGUCUACUUUAGUUUGACUCUUAUAUGUUAUAUCUCUCUUCCAAUAUUUGUUCGGGAAAGAGAAAAUUACACUAUUUUAAAUGAUGCACAAUCUUGUUUGCAAAGACACAAACCAUAUGUAAUAUCGAUAUUUUAUUUUGAAAGUGUAUCUUGUGUCUCGA
This is a messenger RNA of Lathyrus oleraceus (garden pea), 1367 nucleotides long. Its product is annotated as protein FAF-like, chloroplastic. The coding region runs from base 267 to 1088 and encodes 273 amino acids. The record is from RefSeq and is a predicted model, not a curated record. The transcript has a single exon. NCBI's taxonomy places the organism in Eukaryota, Viridiplantae, Streptophyta, Magnoliopsida, Fabales, Fabaceae.